GAGACUGCCUCCCAAGGUGGUACUGACACAGUGAUUGUCGAAGUUCCAACCGAUUCCCAAACAACUGAGACCUCUACUUGGUCUGGUUCGUUCACCACCACUGUUACUGAGACUGCCUCUCAAGGUGGUACUGACACUGUCGUUGUCGAAGUUCCAACUAACUCCCAGUCUACUGAGACCUCUACCUGGUCUGGCUCAUUCACUACCACACUCACUGAAAGUGCCUCCCAAGGUGGUACCGACACAGUUGUCGUGGAAGUUCCAACUAACUCUCAGUCUACUGAGACCUCUACUUGGUCUGGUUCGUUCACUACUACUGUUACUGAGACUGCCUCCCAAGGCGGUACUGACACUGUUGUCGUUGAAGUUCCAACAGAUUCUCAAACAACUGAAACUACAACUUGGUCUGGUUCGUUCACCACUACUGUUACUGAGACUGCCUCCCAAGGCGGUACUGACACUGUCGUUGUCGAAGUUCCAACUAACUCCCAGUCUACUGAGACCUCUACCUGGUCUGGUUCGUUCACUACCACUCUCACCGAGACUGCCUCCCAAGGUGGUACUGACACUGUUGUUGUAGAAGUUCCAACUAACUCCCAGUCUACUGAGACCUCUACCUGGUCUGGAUCUUUCACUACUACUGUUACUGAGACUGCCUCCCAAGGCGGUACCGACACUGUGAUUGUCGAAGUUCCAACUAACUCCCAGUCUACUGAGACCUCUACCUGGUCUGGAUCGUUCACCACCACUGUUACUCAGACUGCCUCCCAAGGUGGUACCGACACUGUGAUUGUCGAAGUUCCAACUAACUCAAAAUCUAAUUCCAUUUCCAGUAGCACACCUACUGCAGAAGGCUGUCCUGCUGUUCAUCCUACGGCUGUUGGGUUCAUUGGUUACUUUUAUGAUUACAGCACUUCAGAUUCGUUAUCUUCUUAUCUUGAAGGUGGAUACAAGUCUAAUAAAUUGGAAGAGACUGUAGAAGCUAUUGUUGAUGUUGAAAUUGUGUACGACAGCGUCGAUACCUUAGAUUUAGAAGGGUUCUUCCUUCCUCCUUUAAGUGGUAGCUACACGUUUGAGUUGAGCAACAUUGCAAAUGGUGCCGCUCUCUCUAUUGGAGCUGAUGUGGCAUUCUCCUGUGGAAGCACCUUAUCAAAGAGAGCCAGUGCUUCUCCUUUGAUCAUUGAAGGACCAUCUGGUACUGGUGAAUUGACUGUGGAAUUGGUAGCAGGUACUUAUUAUCCAAUAAGUAUUGUUAACAAUUACAUUGCAAGUGGUGAGCAUAUUGAAUUUGUUAUUACAGGUCCAAGUGGAGAACUUACUGUUGAGCAAACUAUAUUCUAUAUCGAGCAAGGUGAAUCUGGAACUUCAUCCACUGGUGUUUCCAUUGCAUCGUCCACUGCCGCUUCCUCAUAUAGUAGCGCUGUUUCUGAAACUUACAGUUCAUCCAUUCCAGCUUCAUCAUUUGCGUCAAGCACUGCUUACUGGAGCAAUUCAAGUGUCGCUUCAACAUAUUGGCCAUCCAGUACUUAUUCUCUGUCAGCUUCAUCAUCAUCUUUAGGCAAUCCGUCUGUCACAGGUAUCACAUCCUCGUCCGCUGCAGGCGUUACAUCUUCAACUACAGAAACUGAUACUACAACAACCAAAACCGAUAUCUCAACGACUGUGAUUACCGUCACUUCGUGUGAUGACGGAAAGUGUACAGUUACACCAGUCACUACAGGUGUCACAGUUGUUACCAUCACUACUGAUGAGGUUGUAACAGAGUACACAACUUACUGUCCAUUAUCAACGUCUACAGGAACUGAUCUCACUAGUACGAAGGCCGAUAUCUCAACUACUGUGAUUACUGUCACUUCUUGCGAUGAAGGAAAGUGUACAGUCACGCCAGUCACUACUGGUGUCACAGUUGUCACUGUUACUACCGACGAAGUAGUUACAGAAUUUACCACUUACUGUCCAUUAUCAUCAACCAAUGAAGAAGACAGUACUUCGACUAUAUUACUUACUGUGACCAGCUCAGAGGCAUACGAAAUUGAACCUACAACUACUGGUGCAGAUAUCUCUCAAAGAACUCUGACAUUGCAAACAGUUUCUACUACUCAAACUGAAGCAGAAAGUUUGUACACUUCAGGUCUGAUUUCUUCACAAUCUAAUGGUUAUUCUAACACUUUGGCAACAAAGAUAUCAAGCUCCGCGUCUUCCAGCUCCUUGUCUUCCAGUUCUAGUUCAUCACCAGCGAUUAUUACAGUCUCUGAAGGUAAAGCAGCUGCACCAUUUAAUAUUCCGGUCAUAGCUGUAUUCUUGACCUAUUUGGCACAUAUUUUACUUUAG
Dujonia railenensis is the source of this 2331-nucleotide messenger RNA. The record is from the annotation of a GenBank genome assembly. NCBI's taxonomy places the organism in Eukaryota, Fungi, Ascomycota, Pichiomycetes, Serinales, Debaryomycetaceae.